This is a messenger RNA of Oncorhynchus gorbuscha (pink salmon), 293 nucleotides long. Its product is annotated as isoleucine--tRNA ligase, cytoplasmic-like. Lineage: Eukaryota; Metazoa; Chordata; Actinopteri; Salmoniformes; Salmonidae. The transcript is spliced from 3 exons. Gene Ontology annotation, biological process: isoleucyl-tRNA aminoacylation. The coding region runs from base 15 to 293 and encodes 92 amino acids. The record is from RefSeq and is a predicted model, not a curated record. Gene Ontology annotation, molecular function: ATP binding; isoleucine-tRNA ligase activity.
UGUGUGUAGGAUCCAUGGCUGAGCUGGAGGCGUUGACAGGAGUGAAAGUAACUGAUCUGCAUCGGGAGAGCAUUGACCAGUUGACUAUCCCGUCCCGCUGUGGUAAAGGCGUGUUGCGCAGGGUCACUGAGGUGUUUGACUGCUGGUUUGAGUCGGGCAGCAUGCCCUACGCCCAGGCCCACUACCCCUUUGAGAACAGGAAGGAGUUCGAAGACACCUUCCCCGCUGACUUCAUUGCUGAGGGCAUCGACCAGACCAGAGGAUGGUUCUACACCCUCCUGGUGUUGUCCUAA